AUGAACACCUUCAUUGUCACAAUCCUCAUCUGGACCACAGCAGCAUGUGCUGACAAGCUUCUAGAACAGACCACUAGUUUUCGAAAGUGCCAGGAUGCUUUGAAUAUACCAGUUUUAGAAGUGCUACCUGGAGGUGGCUGGGAUAAUCUGAGGAAUGUAGACAUGGGACGCGUGAUGGACUUGACAUACACCGACUGUAAGACCACAGAGGAUGGACAGUACAUCAUCCCUGAUGAAGUCUUUACCAUUCCUCAGAAAGAGAGCAAUCUGGACAUGAACUCAGAAAUCCUGGAUUCCUGGAUGAAUUACCAGAGCACCACCUCAUUUUCCAUCAACUUGGAACUUGAUUCUCCUUUCAAAGUCAACGGCAAGUUCUCUACUGAGUUCCAAAGGAUGAAGACCCAUCAAGUGAAGGAUCAUGCUGUAACCACCAGGGUUCAGGUAAGAAACCUGGUCUACACAGUCAAAAACAACCCAAAUUCAGAAUUCACCUUGGGAUUUAGGAAGGAGCUCAUGGAAAUAUAUGACUGUCUAGAGAAAAACCAGACAAAGAUGGCCACCUACCUGGCAGAACUGUUGGUCCUCAACUAUGGCACACACGUAAUCACUAGUGUGGAUGCUGGGGCUGCAUUGAUUCAGGAGGACCAUAUAAAAUCCUCCUUCCUUAAGAACAGUAAGGGAGACCGCGUUGCGGUGACUGCAUCUGCUGGAGCUACCUUUGCAAAGAUUAUGAAUUUCAAAGCUGGCACAGAAGUUUCCUACAAGAAUGACAUGACCACAGCCUACCUUGCUAACAGAACCAACUCCAGGGUGCAGAGCAUCGGAGGGACUCCAUUCUACCCAGGCAUCACCUUAGAAGACUGGCAGAAGGGCAUCACUAACCACCUGGUGGCAGUAGACCGUGCUGGCUUGCCUCUGAAUUUCUUCAUCAAGCCUGACAAGCUGCCUGGCUUGCCACACCACUUGGUGGAGAAACUGUCAAAGACGGUGGAAACUGCUGUGAAAAGCUACUACACCUUUAACACAUACCUGGGCUGCACAAAUGUCGAUUCCCCGAACUUCAAUUUUCAAGCCAAUACAGAUGAUGGCUCCUGUGAUAGUCAGGUAACCAACUCUCCCUUUGGAGGCGCUUAUCAGGAGUGUUCUCAACUCUCAUGGAAUGUCUUACAUCCUGUCUGCACAAAGCUGGAGCAGAAGAAUCCACUCACUGGUGAUUUCUCCUGUCCCUCUGGCUACACCCCUAUCCGUUUGCUGUCUCAGACCUAUGAGGAAGGUUUCAGGUUUACAGAAUGUAAAGACAAGUGCGUCCUGUCAAUCUUCUGUAAGAAAGUGUGUAACGAAGUAUUCGCAGUGGCCAAGGCUGAAUUUAGGGCUUAUUGGUGUGUGGCCAGUAGCCAAGUAUCCAAAACCUCAGGACUUCUCUUUGGGGGAGUCUUCACUGACAAGAGCAUCAACCCCGUGACAAAUGAACAGUCAUGCCCAACUGGGUAUAUUUCACUGAACCUGUUGGAGAACCUCAAGGUAUGUGUUUCUAUGGAUCAUGAGUUGGGGCACAAGUUUUCAGUCCCCUUUGGUGGGUUCUUCAGCUGCGCAAUGGGGAACCCCUUGGUUAAUUCUUCAACAUCCGGAGACUUAGGGCAAUCAUUUCUGCAAAAGUGUCCUGGGGGCUUCAGCCAACAGCUAGCUCUUAUCAAAGAUGGAUGCCAAGUGUCCUACUGCGUCAAGGCUGGGGCCUUCACAAAAGAAACCCUGGCCCCCGUUAGGCUACCACCUUACACUAAGAUACCUCUUCUGAGUCAGUCUGACACCGACUCUGCUGUAGAGGCAAGGAAUGAUAGUGCCCUAUUCUACACUGAGGAGUUGAGGGUAGAGGAGCCAUCAAAAGGGAAAAGUGGUAGACUGUCACUUGGGUCGACUGCUGGAAUCACAGUUGGGGUUAUACUGGCAUUAGGGAUUUUAAUUGCCAUGGCCAUCUAUGGCACCCGGAGGUUUAAGAAGAAUCAAGACAAUGGAAUUUCAAGAAGAAUGAAGAUUCCUUCUUUUCCAAGAGCUAGAGCCACCCCUGACGGGGUGCAGGAUUCAAAUCCAGCUUAA
Messenger RNA from Cricetulus griseus (Chinese hamster), 2094 nucleotides. The record is from RefSeq and is a predicted model, not a curated record. NCBI's taxonomy places the organism in Eukaryota, Metazoa, Chordata, Mammalia, Rodentia, Cricetidae.